AUUCACUCCAUUAUGAGGCGAGAGGAUGCUGCAUCUAGCGUCUUCAUUGUUCGGGAAACUUGCCACUUUCAUUGAAGAUUUCACCCAAAGGAGACGGAUGAUGGCUGAAAUUAAGGAGCUGCCAUUUCAAUUUCCAGAGCUAGCUCAUAUUGAUCAUAAAAAGUCAUGCCCUAGGUAUAAUGCGGUGGUUGACAAAGAGGAAGAGAAUGGAGCCAUUAGUUUAGAGGAGCUUGACUGUCUCCAGCUGGAGCUAGAAACCAUGUUAGCAGCGGUAACGAGAAGGAUCCGCCAGAUUCAACAGGAGGUCCAAAGCAUGGCGGAUCUUCAAGAAGUCAAGAAAGAAAAGAAAGGCAACAAACCGGUGAAUAACCUUUUCUCACAGGAUAAGAAAGAGGACAGUACAACUGGGAGUGGGACACCUUCAGGCAAACGAGGAAGAACUGAGGAGAAGUCGGAGAAGCCACCCAAAAAGAUGAAAGAGUCGAGCGGAAAGGGAGGAAGUACCGCCACCCCAGGGGGCGGUUCUAAUAGACCAAAGGCAAAGAGUAUGCAUGAGUAUGAGUUUACCGAUGAUCCGCUUGCCGACGCCGCACCCCCUCGCAUGCCUCGCAACGACACCAUCGAUCGGUUCUGGGCGUCCGUGGAGCCAUACUGCGCCGACAUCACCAAUGAAGAUCUGAAGGUACUGGAUGAACUGAUCAAAAGCGGGGAGGAGGAGUCAGAAUACUUCAAGGUCCCAUCGCUAGGGAAGCACUACUCUGUGCGAUGGGCGCAUGAAGAUUUACUGGAAGAGCAGCGAGAAGGUGGUAGAAUCACAGACAAAAAGAAAGGACCUUCACCAAACUCCAAAGAAGCAAAGUCCAUGCUGAAGAAAGCUGACAGACCUGACGAUGACUGCUGUCCAUUUGGUACCCUGACCCAGCGUCUCAUCUCAGCUUUGGUUGAAGAGAAUAUCAUGUGUCCUUUGGAAGAGGAGUUCCUCAUGGAUACCACUAAGGAGGAGAAUGGAACGAUCACUGAUGGGGGUACGGCGACUUCUCCUAAGAAUGGAAACCGACCGUUCACUGUCCCACACACCAAGGCGCUUGAAGCUAGAAUAAAGGAGGAACUCCUGGCUCAAGGACUGCUUGAUAUGGACGACCCAAUGAUCAUGGGGGAGGAGGAUGAAGUCUUGCUUGAGCUUCAGAAGAGACAAGAAGAACUGAAAGCUCUCUACGCCCACAACCGCUCUCAGAAACAACGCCUGGUCAAACUUGCCAAAGAGGAGAUAAAGCGACAGGAACUCCGACAGAAGCUACGUGCUGCCGACAAUGAGUGCAUUGACUACUACCGCCGAAUUAUGGCUGCCAAACAAAAGAAACGUUCGCCGACCAAGAAGGAACGAGAUGCCGCUGCCAAAGCGCUCCGAGACCGGGAAGCGAUCAUCAAGCAAUUGGAUGCUCUUUGAACUCUGCGUUGCUCUGGACUUUAAGAGGAACCUCGGAAUCAGGGUCCAUCAGGAAAUAAAGUUCAGACUUUGAUAUUGGACAAGAGUUAAAAGUGGAUGUUUGUUCAGGGUAUGUGGUGUAAAUGAUGUUUGCUGACUCACAUAAUUAUUUAUGUAUGGUAACUGUACAUACAACCUCCUGUACAUCAGUAUAUACAACCUCCUGUUCAUCAGCAAAACACAUACAUAUGCCUGUAUUUGCUUAGGUUAUAUGGAGAAAGUGUCAUUUUUGCUGACUCACAUGUACAUAUUUGUGUAUGGUAACAGUAAGUGUUAUAAUAAUAAUAAUAAUUUUUUUUUUUUUUUUCCCUAUGCGUUCUCUUGCCCAGGGUUGCGCUGCAAGUCAUUCUGCGCUGUAGUUAGCACAGCUACCAAGUAGUACUAAUUUUCAGUAUUUAGUACUGAAGAAUGAGAAGAAUACUAUUGGUUUCAUGCAAAUUACUGAUAUCUUAAGUUCAGUUUUAUGUGUUUUCCUAUGGUAUUUCUUUGAAAAUACUGAUUUCCUCACCAAAAUACUGAUUUUCAGCGUUUAAAAUACUGAAAUGUUCAUGUUUUGGUUGGCGGCUCUGAUUUAGGUGGCCAUUGCAGUUUGGAGAGGUGGCAAGUCUCAUGUUGCUCUGUGUGAGACUCAAUAGUCUCUAGUAGCUUGGUUUCAUGUCAUUUUUUCCUAUGACAAUUUCAACUGAAAAUGCGUAUACAAGCCUGGGCCCAUCUUUCAAAGAGUUAAGAUUGAUCAGGGCCCCGUCUUACAAAGAGUUACGAUUGAUCCAAUCAAUCUCAAAUAUAUGGAAAUGCAUCAUUGUCAUCAUUUUUCAUUUAGGAAAUUUGCUCAAUGUCCAUUGAAAACAAAGAGAAGCAUACUGAAUUGUCAAGAAAACAGUGAACGUAUGAAUAUUUCUAGAAAAUACUUUGAACAAACAUAUAGCUUUCCUUGAACAUCAUGGUACUGGGGCUUUGUAACACAAAAAUCAACAAUUGAUCUUUUCUGAUUUUAAUAAUAAUAAUAAUGUGUCUUAUAAAGUGCCAAAUCCACUCUGUAGAGUGCUCAAGGCGCAUAAAGAGCUAAGAGUUAAAUAAAAAAGUUUUUAGAAGAUUUUUGAAAGUCUCGACAGAUGUACAUUUUUUAUGUCUUCAGGAAGGCUAUUCCAUAAAGUGGGGGAUGCAAAAGCAAAUGAUCUUUCCCCCAAAGUUUUGAAACUUUUGGAAUAACAAGGAGGCCAGAAGUGAAUGAGCGCACAGACCUGCUUGGUCUCUUGUAAUUGAUAAAUGAAAGACUGUAUUGUGGUGCUGAUCCAAGAAUACUAUGAAAAGCAAGCAACAAAAUCUUAAAGAUAAUCUGAUUUUUGGUAGGGAGCCAGUGCAGCGAAUUCAAGAUGGGAGUGAUAUGAGAGUGUUUAUUUGACAAAGUAACAAUAAGAGCAGCUGCAUUAUGAAGCUUCUAAAGCUUCUUUAUAUAAAUGAGACUGCGGUAAAUUGAAAUUUUUAAAUACUGCAAUGUUCUUUACAGGUUGCCAGCUCUGGAAAGAGAGCAAAGGAGAGAGAGAGAGUGUGU
This is a messenger RNA of Lytechinus pictus (painted urchin), 3038 nucleotides long. Its product is annotated as transcriptional adapter 3-like. NCBI's taxonomy places the organism in Eukaryota, Metazoa, Echinodermata, Echinoidea, Temnopleuroida, Toxopneustidae. The record is from RefSeq and is a predicted model, not a curated record. The transcript has 9 exons. Gene Ontology annotation, biological process: regulation of transcription by RNA polymerase II. Gene Ontology annotation, molecular function: transcription coactivator activity. Bases 26 to 1447 code for a protein of 473 amino acids. Gene Ontology annotation, cellular component: SAGA complex.